CAACAUUCACCGUUUGAUGAUAAGCGGGACCCAGGUCAAACCUCCAGACCAGACAAAAUUCGUUUCUUUAAUUUCCCGGCAAGACUAAUACUCUUCAAAAACCCUAAUGCACUCAUCACCACCACCGCAACCACCGCCAUCGCCAAUACGAAAAACCUCUAACUUUACUGUCUGUUAAGCUAAAUAAAUCCCAAUCAAAUCACACUACUUUGGUCGACCAUUUAGCUCUAUAACAAGAACCGUAUUACGAUUUCUUGGAUUCAAUCUUAUAAAUUCAAUCAAUAUCUGGCCAUUUGUGAAAUUUUCUUUUCUUUUCUUUUUUCAAUUUCAUCACCAAAGUUUUUUUUACUCUUGCCACUAGAUUGACCAGAAACCCAAUUCAGGUUUGUCUUUCUCAUUCAAUAAUUUUCUAUCUUUUUAGUCCUCCAAUGGCGGAGGAUAAAAUUGAAAACUGCAGUGAGGCAAGUGACUACACGUCUGAGGAUGAGGGGACUGAAGAUUACAGGAAAGGAGGAUACCAUGCGGUGCAUGUUGGGGAUAAAUUCAAGAAUGGACGUUAUGUGGUGCAGAGCAAGCUUGGUUGGGGUCAUUUCUCUACUGUUUGGCUCGCAUGGGACAUUCAAGGAUUGCGUUAUGUAGCUUUGAAAGUUCAAAAGAGUGCUCAACACUACACAGAGGCAGCUAUGGAUGAGAUAAAGAUUCUCAAGCAGAUUGCUGAGGGAGACCCAGAUGAUAAAAAAUGUGUUGUAAAGCUUCUGGAUUAUUUUAAGCACUCUGGGCCUAAUGGACAUCACAUGUGUAUGGUUUUUGAGUUCUUGGGAGAUAAUUUGUUGACCCUUAUUAAGUAUAGUGAUUAUGGAGGGGUUCCUUUACACAUGGUCAAAGAAAUAUGUUUUCAUAUUUUAGUGGGUUUGGACUACUUACAUCGGCAGCUUUCGAUUAUUCACACUGAUUUAAAGCCAGAGAAUAUCUUGCUUUUGUCAAUGAUAGAUCCAUCUAAGAAUCCUUGUAAAUCAGGUCCUCUCGUUCUCCCAACUAGCAAGAAUAAAGUUGUUGUUGAAUCUGCUUCUUCAAAAUACAGCAAGAGUUUAAAUGGAGACCUAACCAAGAAUCAGAAAAAGAAAAUUCGCAAGAAAGCUAAGAAGGCAGCUCAAGUUUCUGCAGGGAAAGAAGCUUCAGAUGAAAACAAGACUGAUCCUCAAACCCCUGUCCAUGAGGAUUCUAACAGUGAUCCAAAAUUGAAUGAAGAUUUUGUUGACGAACAAUCAAAUAAUUCUGUGGUUAAAGAUGAAUUAACAAAGAGUGAAGAAAAGAAGAAUGCUUGUCAAGAAAAACAUGGUAGCAGAAGGGGCAUCCGUUCCACAAGGCAAAAGCUGUUAGCAGCAGUUGAUCUCAAGUGCAAAUUGGUUGAUUUUGGAAAUGCUUGUUGGACAUACAAACAAUUCACGAGUGAUAUUCAGACAAGGCAGUAUAGGUGUCCAGAGGUUAUUCUUGGAUCUAAAUACUCAACUCAAGCAGAUCUUUGGUCCUUUGCUUGUAUUUGCUUUGAGCUGGCUACUGGUGAUGUCCUCUUUGAUCCUCACAGUGGUGAUAACUAUGAUAGAGAUGAGGAUCACUUGGCAUUGAUGAUGGAGCUUAUUGGUGUGAUGCCACGUAAGAUUGCAUUAGGAGGUAAGUAUUCGAGGGAUUUCUUCAAUAAACAUGGAGAUUUAAGGCACAUCCGUAGAUUGCGGUUUUGGACCCUCAACAAGGUACUCAUGGAGAAGUAUAAUUUCAGUGAGCAAGAUGCAAUUGACAUGGCCGACUUCCUCGUUCCCAUACUUGAUUUUGUACCUGAAAAGAGGCCCACAGCAGCUCAAUGCCUUAGCCACUCAUGGAUUACUGCAGGGCCCCAUCUGCUCAAACCUGCCACACCUUCCAUUCAAUUGCAUACAACUGAUGGGAAUAUAUCAGAGAAAAAGAGGGAGAAAGAUGAGAAGGCAGCCAUGGAAACUGGAGUAGGCAAUAUAGCUAUUAAUGGCACUCCAUAGCCACACGAAGGAAUCCACCCGCACUCAACUCUUCAAAAUAGACAUGUCAGUAUUGUUUUAAAACCUUUUAACUUUUCAUGCAAACCUUUUCUUCUUCACGACUUUGCCACAAAUGCUUUUGCAUUCUUUAUGAGGACUUUGGCUUCCCAUGUCAUUCGAGAUCAAACAGAUAUUUUGCUGUCCAGAUUCAACUCCGGAAGCAUCACGGGAUGGAAGUUAGGUUCUCUCAGGUAUCUACAUAUGUUUUCAACAUCUGCGUGUCCUUCGAACAAAAUGAUUGUCUAUCAAGCUUCUAGGGUGUAGUUAUCAUUUGGAUUGAAUUUAACAGUUGCAUAUUUGAUUGCAUUAGUUAUUCUUAUUCUUAUUUUUCUUUCUUCAACGUUUGUCUAUUGUCCCAUGAGCGACGCAAUUUUGUAACUAGCCGAGGGAAAGACAUUAUUGAAUUUGCAUUGCAAGUA
Jatropha curcas is the source of this 2488-nucleotide messenger RNA. RefSeq lists its product as uncharacterized. Gene Ontology annotation, biological process: regulation of mRNA processing; spliceosomal complex assembly; peptidyl-serine phosphorylation. The record is from RefSeq and is a predicted model, not a curated record. NCBI's taxonomy places the organism in Eukaryota, Viridiplantae, Streptophyta, Magnoliopsida, Malpighiales, Euphorbiaceae. Gene Ontology annotation, molecular function: ATP binding; protein serine/threonine kinase activity.